Rubroshorea leprosula is the source of this 657-nucleotide messenger RNA. The record is from the annotation of a GenBank genome assembly. NCBI's taxonomy places the organism in Eukaryota, Viridiplantae, Streptophyta, Magnoliopsida, Malvales, Dipterocarpaceae.
GUUCCUUGUUCUGUUCUCCAGCACCGACAUCAGCCAUUCCUUUUCUCUGCAAUUUCUUCUCCGAACCCUAGAUUCCUUCUUCGACCCUUAAAUCCUCUACAAUUUCUUCUCUGAACCCUAGAGCCUCUUGGGAUUAAAUCUGCAACGUUGCAAUGGAGUUAGCAGCAGUGCAGUUGAUAUGCUCAUGGAGCAGUUAUGGAGGUGUGAUAUCCUUUUCUGAGCAGUUUCUGAACAGGAAGGGUAGACCCUCCAAAUAACAACGCAUGAGAUUUCUGUUUAAUAGAAAUCUGUUAAUACAUUUUGCCCAACAAAUGGGCAUUGGUUUCUUCUUGGCCAAAAUCCCUGAGAACACAGUUACUGGGUCCUGAAUUUUAGGGCAUGUUUCUUUGAUUUUAGCUUUUUUAUAUUGCUGGGUGCUAGCACCUGGUGUUUUAGCUUGGUCUUGCCAACUCAUCUUUGGGCGAAAGCUUUUCUUCCUCCCCUCAGGCAUCUCACUACGAAGUUGGCAGUGUUUCCACUGGUUCUUCACAUGAUAGUUCAAUCCUCUGUUUUGCUCAAAGGGUAGGUUGAAGUCUUCACUUCCACCAUGCUUUUCACAGUCAAGAGUUUUGGUGCCUUGCUUUUUAUGGGCUUUGGCCAUGGCAGCAAUUUAGUGUC